Molecule: messenger RNA, 879 nt
Organism: Cajanus cajan (pigeon pea)
Lineage: Eukaryota; Viridiplantae; Streptophyta; Magnoliopsida; Fabales; Fabaceae
Source: RefSeq, a predicted model, not a curated record
AUGACUAUUCCUCAAGUAACCGAGGUUCAUUUAGUUGAUGAUUCUGGAAUUACUCCAAAAGCAAGUUGUGAGUUAAUGGCUAGGCGAGCUGGUGGUCGUGAAAAUCUUGGAUUCAUUCCCGAAGACUAUAGAAAUUAUUUACGUUCCAAGAGAACAAUGCAAAUGAAGUCAGGAGAUACAGGUGGUGUGCUAGAGUACUUGCAAAAAAUGCAAUUAGAAGAUUCUAAUUUCUUUUAUGCAAUACAAGUCGAUGAGGAUGACUUAAUUACUAAUAUCUUUUGGGCUGAUGUGAAGAUGAUGAUUGAUUAUUCAUAUUUUGGUGACGUUGUUUGUUUUGAUACUACUUAUAGAAAAAAUAAAGAAGGUCGUCCAUUUGCAAUGUUUGUUGGAGUCAAUCAUCAUAAACUUACCAUUAUUUUUGGAGCAGCAUUAUUAUAUGAUGAAACGACAGAAAGUUUUAUUUGGUUGUUCAAUACUUUUGCUAAAGCUAUGUCAGAAAAGAAACCAAAGACUAUUCUUACUGACCAAGAUGCAGCAAUGGCAAAGGCAUUAGCUUUGGUAUGGCCAGAAACAUGCCACCGCCUUUGUAUUUGGCAUUUGUAUCAAAAUGCAUUAAAGAAAUUGAGUAUAGUGUUUGGGAAGUUUCAAGACUUCAGUAAGGAUUUUAAUAAAUGCAUAUAUGAAUAUGAAGAGGAAGAAGAGUUUAUAAUAGCUUGGAACAAUAUGCUUGAGAAAUAUGAUCUUAAAGACAAUAGUUGGUUGAAACAGACUUUUGCUUUAAAGGAGAAAUGGGCAUUAGUUUAUGGUCGAGAGAACUUUUGUGCAGACAUGACUACCACACAACGAAAUGAGAAGAAUGGUAGAGGAUCGUCGAUAUGA